Molecule: messenger RNA, 683 nt
Organism: Ceratitis capitata (Mediterranean fruit fly)
Lineage: Eukaryota; Metazoa; Arthropoda; Insecta; Diptera; Tephritidae
Gene: GatC
Product: glutamyl-tRNA(Gln) amidotransferase subunit C, mitochondrial
Exons: 1
Coding region: 138-662 (174 amino acids)
Biological process (GO): regulation of translational fidelity; glutaminyl-tRNAGln biosynthesis via transamidation; mitochondrial translation
Cellular component (GO): mitochondrion; glutamyl-tRNA(Gln) amidotransferase complex
Molecular function (GO): glutaminyl-tRNA synthase (glutamine-hydrolyzing) activity
Source: RefSeq, a predicted model, not a curated record
AACUCAGACUUAGUGGUAACACCGUUGUGUUUCUAAUUUAAGAACUAUCGAUACUCAUUGUUUCAUUGUUCAUUCAUAAAUUCUUAUUGGUUUAAAUUUAUGCAAUAUAAUUCUUACCACAUUUUUGCGGAUAAUCCAUGACAACUUUUGAAAUGCUUAGAUUUUUAAGAAAUACACGUUUGUAUUGCACAUCUGUUAGUGGAACGAAUAGAACAAAACCUGUCACUACAAAGGAAUCAAAAUUAAAUUUUAAAAAGUUGAAAUAUCCCACAAAAGUUCCGAUUAAUCCUGUGUUACAAAAUUUUCCAAUUGUAGAGAAGUCUGUGAUUGAUAACCCAACAAUACAACUACUUGAGCGGCUUGCUUUAGUAAAUUUGGAAAACAAAGAAGCAUUAAGCACAUUGGAAAGCAGUAUAGAAUUUGCUGAAAAAAUAACUCUAAUAGAAACAACAAACGUAUUACCUUUCUAUACAGUUUUGGAAGAUCAAACUUUGUAUUUGCGUGAAGAUAGCGUAACAGAAGGUAAUUCCCGAGAAAAUAUCUUGCGUGGUGCAAAGGUUACGGAGGAGGAUUAUUUUGUGUCACCACCUGGAAAUAUACCACUGCAACAAAAGGAUAAAGACUUUUCUGAAAACUCAACUGAAUGUAAGGAAAAUGCAUAAAGUUAAGAAAGCCGUUAAGGC